Molecule: messenger RNA, 3304 nt
Organism: Nilaparvata lugens (brown planthopper)
Lineage: Eukaryota; Metazoa; Arthropoda; Insecta; Hemiptera; Delphacidae
Product: ultraviolet-B receptor UVR8
Exons: 13
Coding region: 297-1409 (370 amino acids)
Source: RefSeq, a predicted model, not a curated record
UAGAGUUCAGUGGUUGCGGCAUGGUUAAAAACUUUUGAAAUUAUAGGUUAUCUAAUAAUUGUAAUAAUUAUAAUAAUACGUGCAUUGAAUAAGUUUUUUUAUUAGUGCAAAAGUUUACAUAAUAUGUGGAUAUUAUCCUGCUCAGAAUAAAAGUUAAGUGGUGCAGCUGGCUUACAUUAUUUGGAAGUUUGGAAUUUAAUCUUCAUGGGUAAGCCCAAUGAACAUAGCCUAUUCUUUGUAAACUAAAUGUUCUAUCUAAAAAUUGAAUAGAAGAGGUUAAAAUUUUGGCAAAGAAGAUGAUCUAUUUGAAUGGAUUGUCGUUGUUUACUUUCUCAAAAGAGUGGCCUCCUAAUAACCCAGCUCAGGAUGCAUUGACACAAUCUAAAAGAAACAAAACUUACAGUUUUACAAGAAUUGAUCAUAUAUCUUCGCAAGUCGGUGGUGUAAUAGUAUCAGUUGUUUUCUCUUGGAGCUACUGCCUUUUAAUCAACAAUUUUGGUGAAGCAUACCUUGUAGGACAUUUGGAUGGAAAAUCAAAUAACAUCUUGAAAUUGAUUCCUCCUGAUAAUGGCUUCAUAAUUGAGGCAGCCUGUGGCAUCAAUAAUAUUCAUCUUGUCUCAAAAAAUGGCAAAUAUUGGUUAUUUGACAAACGUGCUCGUAUUUGGAAGAAUCUAAAUCAAAUACUUAAUGUAGAAAGACCAGAAAAAUGUGAAGACAAGCAAAUCAUAGUGACUAAAGUGGCAUGUGGAACCAGAAUAAAUUUGGCUGUUGAUAAUCUAGGCAGCCUAUUUUCGGUUCCCUCUCGCCUGGAUUUGCGUGUGCUUGUUAGUGCGGUGGCGUGCGGCAAAGAACACGCACUAAUAUUAACAACCGACAGCACCGUCUACUCGUGGGGCACUGGCAGUCGAGGACAAUUGGGUCACGGCAGUGUCGACGACGAGUCACACCCUCGAGAGUUGGCAGCCCUGUGCGGACUGCGGGUGAUUGCAGUGGCGGCAGGUGGUUGGCACUCCUGCUGUAUCACUGAACAGCGCGAUCUCUACGCUUGGGGAUGGAACGCCAGUGGCCAGCUUGGAUUUGCCGGAGAAACGCAAGAGGAGGUUGAUGGUAGGAGGAGAGUGACUUCAGUGCUUGCUGAGCCGUCAGUUGUCGAUUGGCCUGGUGACUCCAUCAAUGUUAGCCAGGUUGCUUGUGGAUCAAGGCAUACCAUCGCUCUGUUAGAUGACUGCUCGGUAUGGGGCUGCGGGUGGAAUCGAUACCAUCAAGUGUGUGCAACACUUCCUCAAACAAUAUUCGGCAUGACGCGGUUGGCAGUGCCGCCAAAUUUAAAAGUCAACAGAAUUAUUUGUGGCGAAUGGAACACUGCAUUUGUUGCUGAAUCAAACCAGUCACCACCUGUUGUGGAAUAAUGAGAGUAUAGGAAAUCGUCGAAUGUAAAACAAUAGGCUAUAUCAUACAUAUACAUACACAUACAUAUAAUUGUAUAAACAUACAAAUUAAUAUGUUUCAUAAAUUAAAAUAAUUAUGAGUAUUGAUAAGUACAAAAAAUGCAUUCGUUUUGAAAAGAUAAAAUUGAAAUAUUGCAGCAUGAAAUAUCCUGAAAUAGAAAAAUGAGCAAGACAAACAUAAUGAACAAUUGAAUAAAAUUAUAUGGAAUAGAAUUACGGGUGAAUUCAAAUGUGAUCAAAAAAUCGCAAAAAGGAGUCAUUUGCAAAUUGCAAAAUGUCUGGAAAAGGUUGAAGAGACAAUGGAAGGCAGAUCAGGCAGUCAUUCGACGAAAAAAUUGAAGACCAGCGGUGGACCAUCAUCUCCAAACCGGAAACCCUAUGAAAAUGAUAGUCUUAUGGAAUCAAUUUUGUUGGAGAGGUGCCGGCCGAAUCAAUUCCAGAUGAUGAUUUUGAAGUUGUGUGGUAGUUUGAGGACAUUAACUGAUGAGGGGUUGGAUUUGAACUCAUCCCCUUUCGAGCUGGGACGACCGCUGUUGAUGGAGGUCGGUGGUGGAGGACGUCAAAGCAAGGAUCAAUGACCGUCUUGGUUAGGCCUAAUAAGCCUAUUAAGGCCCUUUGUGCUGCCUGAAGACCGCAACCUGACGUCACACCAUUUUCUGAGGGUUUGGAUUACCGUUAAAGUCGAAUUGGAUGCUUGAUGAACACCAAUGGAACGUCAAAACCUCAUUCCCUCUCUCAUAGACUAUUAUUAUUUUUCCAAUCUCUAAGAAUUUCUAAUAAUUAUAAAUUGUAAGAUCAGCUUUGGGAAGCUGCUUUAUAAAGUGUAAUAAUUAUCUGAAAUUGUUUCCCCUCAACAUUCAAAUUUUCCUUGUCUUUACCAAUUUGUUAUCCAGUCAAUAAAUAUUAUAUUCAUCACAUUUUUACAGUAAAUUUCGAAAAAAAUAUGUGUGAACUGUGAACCUUGAUGUCAAUAAUAAUAAUUUUUUGAAAUCAUAAAACUCACAGCUGGAAGGUGUCCUUUUUUUGAAACUCUUACUUUAUUUCCUUAGUGGAGGCAGGACCUCCUAAAUACCUUGUAUUGUUUGUAUGCUCAGGUCCGGUAUUUAGGAGGUCCUGGUGGAGGUAUCAUGUUAUUUCUGUUAAAUCGUGAUGUAAAUAAUUUCAAUUCUCUAUUUUGAAAUCACAAAAUUCACAACUGGCAGGUUUCAUUUUUAAAACUUUUAUUUUAUCAUUUUUACUAAUCGUCAAUAUUUUAUUGAUUCAUUGCCUCUGGCUUUAAAUUGAUCUACUAUAAUAAUUUAUUGGUGAUGGUAUUUAUUUUGAAUGGUUGAUGAUUGUUAGAUCAGUUUGAUCAGGUUUUUGGUUAUCGAUACAUGAUAAAUUAUUGUUGUAAUGCUAAGAUACGGGAUGAAGUUUUGAAAACAUUCUCUACUCAAGAAAUUUUCACGUCAACUUUUAAUUAUUUUUGUAUCUUUUUCAUUCUCUAUUCAAACUAAUUUUAAUUUUAAUUUAAUCCAUUUCUAUCUUAUUCAUUUUUCUUUACCUACUUUUUAGUUUUAAAUUCAUUACUUAUAAGUUAGAUUUACUUCAAUUCAAUUUCAUUAUUGAAAAUAUUUAUAUGUAGUUAUUAAUAAAUUGGUAGUUUUCCAAGUAUUAUAAUUUGAUAUAGAUCUGCAGUUUUUAGGAUUGAGUUAAAGUGUUUAAGUGAUAUUUCAACGUAAUAUUUCAAUUCAUCUAAAUUUAAUAUUUCUGGUUAGUACCUAUAUUUUUGAACUAAAAGUUGAACUCAUUCAAAUCAUUUCAAAAAUUGUUUAAAUGAUGUGUUUUGUAAGAAAUAAUAAGAUGUUUUUAGCGUU